CGCGGCGGGCGGUUUAUAACGCUGUGUGCCGCGCCCGCCCGUACCGCCCUCUCCCCCCCGGGCCAUGCCGCCGGUGCGCUACCGGAAAGUGCUCAUCCUCGGGUACCGCGCCGUAGGCAAAACCUCCUUGGCGCACCAGUUCGUGGAGGGGAAGUUCGUGGAGUGCUACGAGCCCACGGUGGAGAGCACCUACAACAAGAUGGUGGUGGUGGGCAAGGACGAGUUCCAGCUCCAGCUGGUGGACACAGCCGGGCAGGACGAGUACAGCAUCCUGCCCCACUCCUUCGUCAUCGGCAUCCACGGCUACGUCCUGGUGUACUCGGUGACAUCCCUGCGGAGCUUCCAGGUGGUGAAGACCCUUCACAACAAGCUGUACGAGAGCCGAGGCAAGACGCGCAUGCCCGUGGUGCUGGUGGGGAACAAGGCUGACCUGUCCCUGCAGAGCCGGGAGGUGAAGACAGACGAAGGCAAGAAGCUGGCAGAGUCCUGGGGGGCCAUUUUCCUCGAGUCCUCUGCCAAGGAGAGCCAGGUGACCCAAGGGAUCUUCACCAAGAUCAUCGAAGAGAUCGACCGCGUGGACAACUCCUACGGCAGAUCAAGCGGCUGCCGCCUGAUGUGACCUCCGUGAUUGGGGUCCCGUGGGAACUUUCUCCUCCCUCCCCACACUUCUAACCCCCCCCCCCCCCCCCCCCGCCCCGGAUCACAGCGUUGACUUCGGGGCGUGACUUGGUGGUGAGGGUUGGUUCCCGGAUCCACACCGGUCCUGCCGUCGCGCAGGACCCCUUCACUUUGCACAGUCUGUGGGACUCACAAAGAGCUGGGA
Messenger RNA from Pogoniulus pusillus (Red-fronted tinkerbird), 823 nucleotides. It is a transcript of the gene RHEBL1, whose product is annotated as RHEB like 1. The transcript is spliced from 8 exons. The coding region runs from base 65 to 619 and encodes 184 amino acids. Gene Ontology annotation, molecular function: GTP binding; GTPase activity; GDP binding. The record is from RefSeq and is a predicted model, not a curated record. NCBI's taxonomy places the organism in Eukaryota, Metazoa, Chordata, Aves, Piciformes, Lybiidae. Gene Ontology annotation, biological process: small GTPase-mediated signal transduction. Gene Ontology annotation, cellular component: plasma membrane.